This is a messenger RNA of Symbiodinium sp. CCMP2456, 1704 nucleotides long. NCBI's taxonomy places the organism in Eukaryota, Dinophyceae, Suessiales, Symbiodiniaceae. The record is from the annotation of a GenBank genome assembly.
AUGGCAGUGAUGAGCAGCAGUUCGACGACGGGCGUCGAGUCCAAGGUGCGCUCGCUGCGCGUCGGGUCCGGUGCGCCACAGGUCGUGGUAGAUCUCUGCCGUGGGAGCUACAACUACGGCGUGGCUGGCAUGGAGGCCACAAGCGUCCGGUCGUCCCGUGCCGGAUGCAUCAACUUUCCAGGCUCCGGCCCAGCCCAUGUGGCAGCGCUGCCCCAGGAGGUGGCCGAGCUUGUAGCGAUGGUCUUUCUCAAGGCAGACACGGCCCCGUUCGACGAUCGGCUGACAGCUUCGGAGGCCACUGUGGCGGGGCUGGCGCCUUUGGUGCAGGCGGCGGAUGCGGACAAAGAUGGAUCGAUGAGUGCGGAAGAGUACGCCACCCUCCUUGUGCAUGACGUGGUGCGCCGCUCACGGAAGGACGCCUCCUUCAUGUCAGCAGCUGCCAUGGAAGCGGCUGCUGAGACCUUGGCCAUCGCAGAACUGGCAGCCAGUGGCCAAGACCCUGCUGCCGCGACUCAGGCGGCAGACGCCCAGCUGUUCUUCGGAGCCGAGUACUCCGAAGCGAAGGCGGACCCCGCCCAGGGCAUUCCUACCACAACACCAGAGCCGCAACGAGAUGCGAAUGGCAGCAUCAUUCUUGCGGGAGGUCCCAGUGGGGAGGACUUUGGAGACGUGAAGGACCCCGCACCGGUGGACGGUCUUUACGAUCCCCAGACCGGAGAAGUCAUGAUGUGCGUGAGGGGCAAAGAGUUUCAUGCUGGGCUUUGCUACGACUACUGCAACUUCGACUACACGCUGGCGACCCUCAGCAUUUGCUGGAAGGAGGAGUGCCCGUCGGGCUGGUUUGAGAUCGCUGGCGGGUUCUGCAAGAGAAACGGCUUCAACCUGGAUACCCAGCUGAUGGAAAGCUAUGACCGCGGUAUGGGCGAGUUUCCAUCGACCUGUACUUUGGGAGGCUCAUUUGGCCCGGGGAGAAUUGUUGACGAUGGAAUCCGCGACUUCACUGUCAUUUUUGUGUCGGACACCCAGCUACCCUGGUGCGGUGACAAGCCCAGGGGGAACAUGGGCUGCGCCAUAGAAGAGAACUUUCGGAUUGUGCAAGGGAUCCACGAUGUUCGCGAGCUGAAGUGGGUCGUGGGCGAGGAUUUCAACGCAUCCGACGAACAGGUUCAGGAACCUCUUGGGGUGCACAUCACAGGCGAUCUCACGGCCUUUGCGCAUCCCUACCAGUUCCAUGCCUACCGGAAGAUCUGGGAAACGCGGCCGGGAGAGGAUCCAGACAAGAACCUCAAGUUGCCCAUGUGGCCAGGCCUUGGCAACCACGACUAUGCCAACAAUCUUGGCGACUGUCUGUAUAUCGAGGAAGAGCCGACCUGGUCCGGCUACUGGCGCGCCUCCUGCGCUCAGCGCAUGAUUGCGUACAUCCGCUCUGCCGUGGCCGGGUGUGAUGGCCAGACGGUGGUGAACAAUUUCGGAGGUCAUGUUGAUCAUUACGACCGGGAGAAUGCCGGAUAUUCAGUCCGUCAUGGCCGCAUCCGUUUCGUGCACCUUCACAACUACCCCACCUAUCGCCGCGAGCUGCUGGUUGGGGUCGCCUCUACGAUGCAGCCCCUAGGCUUAAAUCGUCUUUUUUUGGUGAGUGCUGUGCUGGUCGGAGGUACGACCACUCGAUCGAAAGGCUCUCGCUGCCGAGACGAGGGUCUGUGA